This is a messenger RNA of Penicillium mononematosum, 2280 nucleotides long. RefSeq lists its product as uncharacterized. The record is from RefSeq and is a predicted model, not a curated record. Gene Ontology annotation, cellular component: nucleus; peroxisomal membrane. NCBI's taxonomy places the organism in Eukaryota, Fungi, Ascomycota, Eurotiomycetes, Eurotiales, Aspergillaceae. Gene Ontology annotation, biological process: peroxisome fission; positive regulation of transcription by RNA polymerase II. Gene Ontology annotation, molecular function: DNA-binding transcription factor activity, RNA polymerase II-specific; transcription cis-regulatory region binding; zinc ion binding. The transcript is spliced from 9 exons. The coding region runs from base 1 to 2280 and encodes 759 amino acids.
AUGCCUCAACUAUCUCCCGCCCUUCCAAGGACAUCGCUCGCAAGACGACUGGCCAAUUUCACCAACUCCACGGCCGGCCUGGAUUUGACCCUCCGUCUGCUCCAUAGCUUGGCCCUUAUCGGGACUGAACUUAAGUUCAGUAAUGAGACUGUUCUGAGAUGCUCGGUUGCAGCAUCACAGAUAGGCCUCGGAAGGCGCUAUCUUCGCUUCUUCUCUUUUCUUGAUUGUUUCCAAAAUGUACAAGAUAUUCUGGCCGCAGGGUACCCCUUCAGCAGGAUAGCGGUAAUGGAGAUGGUCGAAUCUGGCUGUUUGGGGAUGUAUCUUGCUCUGGAGGGCACGACCAUGCUUCAUGACAUGGACGUUUUCUUGGUUUCGUGGUAUACGCCCAUUCUGCUUGAAGCCUACAAGUUCUGGUUCUAUGGUAUCUGCAUAGCAAUUGUUAGAACCGCCUCGGAUCUAUUCCAUGGCCCACCGGCACUCAGUACUCAAAACGGCUCCAUUGGCGAGAAAGAGAAAACAGAAGCAUCGGGCCAUUCACCACCAAAGCCGGCUCCAUCCACUGUUGUUCUCUUAAAUCGACUUGUGAUUGACACCUUGGACUUGAGUAUUCCCGGCUCUUUGCUGGGAUGGAUUCCCAUGAGCAACAUGGGUGUUGCUACCGCCAUGCUGAUCAGCACCAUACUCGUUUGGCCGACUGCCUGGGCGGAAGCGAACCUUAGGUUAGCGAUCAUCUUCUACUGCGAUAUGCGCGUGACUAAGGGCUGUGCUCGCUGUCGACAUCGCCACGCCCGCUGCGUGAUCCCGGUCGGUGCCUCGUCAUGCUCGCGCUGUGCGCGUCUGGGCCGGCCAUGUCAUCUUGAGCCGCGCUUCCACUUCAAGCCUGUGCGCCAUAUAUACCAGCAGUGUGAUAAUGCUCCAGCCCGCUUCGACCUAGUCUGGGAUGAGCAGCAGGUCUGGGUAGGGGUCUCAAGGCCAGUGACCUUUGUGCACGAGACCAGCGACUUCACGCGUGAGCAAUUUGAGCCGGAUGACAGGGACCACGACCUCGAGCAGUCAUAUUCUCCGCCAGGUCAAAGCCAGCUCACGCUUCCAGAUCCGAUUGAAUAUCCGGCCGACACCUCCUCGAAUAACUCCUCAAUUUGCGGAACAAAUGAUGUCUCAACACCGUCCCCGCGGGAGGCAUACCUGAUCCGCUCCUACAUCCAGAAGAUCGCGGCAGUGGCAGAUGUAUGCGAACCCCAGGCUUACUUCAGUACCGAAGUUCCACGCCGAGCACUCGAAGAGCCAAUGCUGCUGAAAGCCCUCCUAGCACUUGCUGCCCGACAUGAUGCCAUAUUGACAAAUGGGAGCGAGUGUGAAGCGUCAACCUUUCACGGAGAGUGUCUACAGCUGCUCAUCGUUGCCCUAAACCAGCCGGAGGAGAACUAUGACGACAAUCUUCUCACCACGGUGGUUGUCCUUCGUUUCUACGAAGAGCUGGAGAGGACAGCCGACAGGAAAUGCCACCUUCUCGGGUCCAACCGCCUACUCAAUCUCAUGUCUCGGUCAGCAUCGUCCGGAGGAUUAGCCGAAGCAGUGAGCUGGCAAUUCUUGCGCCAAGCUAUUUACUCAUCUAUAGCCCAGUACGAGCCAAUACAACUGGAUCUGCAAAAUUACGAGCGUUCCUCGGUCUUCCAUCGCGAUGACGAUGCCGCCCGUGCGAAUGCCAUAAUCUUUUUCUGCGCAUGCAUACUUCAGCUAUGCUGCGCUGUGCCAGGGUACGCCAUUGACCGGAAAAGCUGGCAGCGCCUGGCAGACUGUGUGGAGGAGUGGCACUGCAAUAAGCCGAGGAGCUGGCAACCACUUCGAUAUCAGGCCCCUGUUUUGUCUGCGGAUCAACCGUUUCCUGAACUAUGGCUCAUGUCACCCCCUGCUGUGGUCGGUUUGCAAUAUUAUCACGCCUCCAAGAUAUUUCUCACACUGUCGGAUGCGCCGUCGCUGCGGAUGACGGACUACGAAACGUCGCAAGCGCGACUCAUCGCAGAGAAAACGAUUGCGGGCCAUGUCGUGAUGGCCAUCGGUCUGUCUUUAUCGAAUGACAGUGUUCAAAAUAGCUAUUUUAUCGCCUCGCACUUGCUCCAACGCUUUGGAUAUUGCUUGCAGCAACCGGCUGAGCAACAAGGAGCACUGCGUUUCCUGUCUCGUGUUGAGAAGAAUCUUGGAUGGCGCACUUCAUGGACGGGGCGCGAUCUAGAGCGACAGUGGAGGGAUCGGGCUAAUCUUUCCUCGGGGACUAAUUGA